Messenger RNA from Colletotrichum spaethianum, 1857 nucleotides. Its product is annotated as RGG repeats nuclear RNA binding protein B. Gene Ontology annotation, biological process: regulation of transcription by RNA polymerase II. The record is from RefSeq and is a predicted model, not a curated record. Lineage: Eukaryota; Fungi; Ascomycota; Sordariomycetes; Glomerellales; Glomerellaceae. The coding region runs from base 1 to 1857 and encodes 618 amino acids. The transcript is spliced from 3 exons.
AUGGCUUCGAGCUCUGACAUCAUAACGCUUGACAAUUUUGAGCAGCUGCUGCCAAGAUGGGACCCCGCAGGCUCCAAUCACCUAUAUGCGCUCGUUGAUAUGGGCAGCAACGGCAUCCGAUUCUCCAUCUCGGACCUCACUCCGCCCCAGACCCGUCUCCUCCGGCCCAUCUACCGCGAGCGCGCCGGCAUCUCCCUCUUCGAUGCCCUCAACUCCUCCCCCAACGCCGGCUCCGAGCCCAUGACGUUCCCCGCCGAGACCAUCGCCCUGGUCGCCCGCACCCUCGCCCGCUUCCGCCGCAUCGCCGUCGCCUACGGCGUCCCGCCCGCCCACUUCUCCGUCCUCGCCACCGAGGCCAUGCGCCGCGCCGCCAACGCCCGCGAGAUGCUGACCGCCAUCCGCGAGGCCGCCGACAUUGGCGUCCACGUCCUGGCCCCCGAGGUCGAGACCCUGUUCGGCGCCGUCAUGGGCUCGCGCUCCGCCUUUGUCGACAUCUCGCGCGGCGGCCUGUUCCUCGACCUCGGCGGCGGCUCCGUGCAGAUGACGUGGGUCGACACGCGCCUGCCGGACUACGAGAUCGCCGCCGCGCUGGCGGGCGAGAGCAUGCCCUUUGGCGCGGCGCGGCUGAUCCGCGUCCUCGAGGGGCAGCCGGAGGAGGUGCGCGCGCAGGAGAAGCAGAAGCUCAACGCGAGCAUGCAGAGCGCCUUUGCGAAGCUGUGCGACAAGUUCCCCGCGCUCGCGCAGGCCAAGGCGGAACACGCGGCCGCGGCGACGACCAACGGCACCGGCACCAGCACCGGCCCCGUCGCGGGCGGCAUCGACGCGUACCUCUGCGGCGGCGGGUUCCGGGGCUACGGGUGCAUGCUGCAGCACAACGACCCGAUCCAGCCGUACCCUCUGCCCUCGGUCGGCACCUACACCGUGACGGGCGACUUCUUCAAGCAGACGGACAAGAUGCGGCGCGUCAACCGCGAGCACGAGGGCAAGAUCUACGGCAUGUCGAAGCGGCGGCGGCAGCAGUUCCCGGCCAUCAUCGAGGUCGUCGAGGCCUUUAUCCGCACGGUGCCGCACCUGCGCACCGUCACCUUUUGCGGCGGCUCGAACCGCGACGGCGCGCUGCUGAUGAAGCUGCCCAAGAGCGUGCGCGAGAGCAACCCGCUCGAGGCGCUCGCCGGGUUCCCGAUCCAGGGCCACGAGGACGCCGGCGGCGCCGGCGGCGGCAAGGGGGACAUGGCGGUCGCGCAGGCGGUGCUGCGGAUGCUGUACGGCGCCGUGCCCGUCAACGUCGACAUCUCGCGGACGCCGACCGUCUUCUCGCUGGGGCUCGGGCCGCUGUUUGCGCGCCAGGUCUGGAUCCACCAGGGCGAGGACGACGACGCCAACGCGUCGUACGCGCUGCACGAGGCCGUCACGCGGGACCCCAGCGCGCCGGGGUUGACGCACCUGGCACGGGCGGUCCUGGGGCUGACGACGUGCGCGCGGUGGGGGUCGAACCUCGGCCCGAUUGACGCGCAGCUGUACAAGAACCUGAAGGGCCUCGUCGCCGAGGCGAAGCUGGAGAGCGUCUUCUGGGCCGAGUACCUGGGCGCCGUGGCGGCGGUCAUGGUUGAUCUAGUGCCGGCCUGGCCCAAGAGUGUCGAGGAGCUCGAGUCGACCUUGAGGUUCGAGGCCACGCAAACCGUCGACCCCGAGAAGAAGAGGGCGAGCAUCGACCUGACCGUCUACGUGGCGCCCGGCGCCGCGGUGGGCAUCGACCCCGAGGACGUCAAGGGCCGGCUCUCCAACGUCGGGAAGAAGCGCAAGGACGGCACGAAGCCGGACAAGAAGGUUACGGUCAAGAUUCAAGAAAUGAAGUAG